AAGACGCAAAUCCACUACCAAACGGAAAAAGGCAGCCUGAUACGUCUUUUGACUCGGCGUCACUCCUCGCUGUCUUCUAUUAAUAUCAUCACCGGUUCGCAACCCUCGUCUCCGCCCAAGAAGUUUUUCGAACCCCAGCUCAGAUUGGCUCUAAGAUGGAGCUCAAGCCCGGCAUGUCCGCUCUCGUCACCGGCGGCGCCUCCGGAAUCGGUAAAGCACUUAGCUUGGCUCUUGCACAAAAAGGUGUAUGUGUAACUGUGGUUGACAGCUCUGAAGAGAGGGGGAAGGAAGUUGCUCUUUUGAUAGGAAAAGAGAAUGAGAAGUUCCAUCUGAAACUUAAAUUUCCACCUGCUAUGUUUAUCAAGUGUGAUGUGACGAAUGCAAGUGAUGUUGCUGCUGCUUUUGAGAAGCAUGUGGAGACCUAUGGAGGACUCGAUAUCUGUAUCAAUAGUGCUGGAAUUGGCAAUAUUGUUCCAUUUGAUCAAGACAAAACUGAUGGGAAUGGCACAUGGAGACGUACUGUCAAUGUUAACCUGACUGCACUUAUUGAUUGUACACGCAUUGGGAUUCAAACAAUGCUAUCUAGAAAAAAGCCUGGUGUGAUAAUAAAUCUGGGCUCAGCCUCAGGUCUUUAUCCCUUGUAUGCUGACCCUAUUUAUUCUGCUACAAAAGGUGGUGUUGUCUUAUUCACUAGAGCACUUGCUCCACUAAAACGCCGAGGAAUUCGUGUCAAUGUGCUUUGCCCUGAGUUUAUUCAAACUGAGAUGGCAUCAAAGGUGGAUCCUAAACUAAUUAACGCACUUGGUGGCUUCCUCUCCAUGGAGAUGGUUGUGAAUGGUGCAUUUGAGCUUAUUAAAGAUGAGAGCAAGGCUGGUGCUUGUCUAUGGAUCACUAAACGUAAAGGCAUGGAGUAUUGGCCUACACCAAUGGAAGAAAGAAAGUAUUUAUUGCAGCCAUAUAAGUCAAAAAGAAGAUUUGUGUACACUACAGCUUCUAAAAUUGAUUUACCCGAUACUUUUGAGAAAAUGGUUGUCCACACUCUCAAUCAUAAAUUCCGAAGUGCUACUAGCAUUGUUCGAACUAAGUUGAGUUUACCCAUUAAACCACAGCAUGCUCUCGUGAAAGUCAUCUAUGCUGGUGUAAAUGCCAGUGAUGUGAAUUUUAGCUCAGGGCGUUAUUUUGGCGGCAAUAAGAAUGAAGUUGCUGCACGCCUUCCAUUUGAUGCUGGUUUUGAGGCUGUGGGCAUAGUUGCAGCUGUUGGUGAUUCAGUCCAUAUAAAAGUUGGCACUCCUGUCGCUCUUAUGACUUUUGGAAGUUAUGCUGAGUUCACAAUGGUUCCUGCAAAACAUCUUCUUCCUGUACCUAAACCAGAUCCCGAGGUUGUAGCAAUGCUAACAUCAGGUUUGACAGCUUCAAUUGCUCUAGAAAAGGCAGGACAAAUGGAAUCUGGACAAGUAGUUUUAGUUACAGCAGCAGCUGGUGGGACCGGACAGUUUGCAGUUCAGCUUGCAAAAUUGGCGGGAAGCAAGGUGGUUGCAACAUGUGGAGGUGAAAAAAAAGCCGCACUUUUGAGGUCUUUAGGAGUUGAUCGUGUUAUAGAUUAUAAGAAGGAAAAUAUAAAAGCCGUGUUAAAGAAAGAAUUUCCAAAAGGUGUUGAUAUCGUAUAUGAAUCUGUUGGUGGAGAAAUGUUUGAUCUAUCCUUAAAUGCUCUAGCAGUUUAUGGACGACUUAUUAUAAUUGGAAUGAUCUCUCAGUAUCAGGGAGAACAUGGAUGGAAACCAUUGCCAUAUGCAGGGCUUUGUGAAAAGAUUCUUGCAAAAAGCCAAACAGUGGCUGGCUUUUUUCUGGUUCAAUAUGCUCAUUUGUGGCAAGAACAUCUCGACAGGCUUUUUGAUCUCUACUCUUCAGGAAAACUUAAGGUAGCAGUGGAUCAGAAAUUUUUGGGUCUUGGUUCCGUAGCAGAUGCAGUAGAGUAUCUCCAUUCUGGUGAUAGCCUUGGCAAGGUUGUUGUGUGCGUUGAUCCAGCAUUCAAUCAGAAAUCAGCAAAGCUAUAAGUGAUGGGUAUUAUCAUUUGUCAAAUGUUAAGCAAGCAGCAUUAAUAUUGUUUGGGUAUCUCCUCAAAUAGUUACAGACCUGUCCUCCAUAUUGAUCAAAAUAUUUCAGGAAAACAUUGAUCUGGAAUCGGUCUAUCAAGGUAAGAAAUUAAUUGCUACAGGGUGUUUGGAGCUCAAGUUGGAAUAAGAACUCAAAUGAAUGAACAACAAACAACUAUAAGAUGCCUGGUGUUAAACAUAUAGCAAUAAAGUGAUUAUUUUCCUCAAGCAAUAUCAGUGACCCUUCAGAUUUUGUUAUUUGAAA
Phoenix dactylifera (date palm) is the source of this 2358-nucleotide messenger RNA. Lineage: Eukaryota; Viridiplantae; Streptophyta; Magnoliopsida; Arecales; Arecaceae. The record is from RefSeq and is a predicted model, not a curated record.